This is a messenger RNA of Nasonia vitripennis (jewel wasp), 5342 nucleotides long. RefSeq names its product arrestin domain-containing protein 3. The transcript has 7 exons. Gene Ontology annotation, cellular component: cytoplasm. Bases 871 to 1875 code for a protein of 334 amino acids. Lineage: Eukaryota; Metazoa; Arthropoda; Insecta; Hymenoptera; Pteromalidae. Gene Ontology annotation, biological process: protein transport. The record is from RefSeq and is a predicted model, not a curated record.
AGUGCGGCUGUGCUGCGGGAGAAAACGAGUUCACGAAAAAAAAAGGCUGUGACGUGUGUGUUCGGUUAUCUAUAGCGUAGUACUUAGAGCACCUUUACGCGAAUUUUCGAAAAAGACGAUGUUACUCCAAAAUUUCGGAGCCUCGUCGCGAGGACCGUAGUAAUAGAGUAUUUAGCGGGGAAUGGGCUCGCUGACCGAGAAAAAUAAUGCACGAAACAGUUUGCUCCAGUUUGGACUGCGAGAUGUACUUGAAGAUCCUUUAGCCGACGGGUCAGUGAUAAUAGUCGUGAUGAUGGUUGAUCGUAAAUCGCGAAGCUAAAUGUGACUCUAAAGUGUUGGGUGGUACCUACUUCGCUGUUUUUACUCAGGCUCUCUGACUCUACUACAUCUUUUUAUAAGUCUCUUUACUCUACUCUGGCUCGUUUUCUCUUUAUGCUCUAAACUUUGUUGGAAUUACUUAGUACACAUAGCAUACAUUGUUAACGAGCUUCUACACUUUGUUGUUUGACGUGUUUUAAAGAACUUUUAGGACUUGCUUGUAAGCACUUGCUCAAGAGACAGUAGAAACUGUCUUCCAGAUACUAGUAUUUUGUUUUAUUACAAACAAAGAACUCUGCUGCUUUGUUAUAUCUAUAUACCCAUACAUAUACAUGUACACAAUUUUAGUAUCUAUACACAUUUUUUUUCCAAUAUUUGUACUUUGAAACAAUGGAUAACAUUAGCGAGUUCGACAUUAAGCUAGAAAAGGAUAUAUAUUAUGCAGGGGAAACCAUUCAAGGUCAUGUCAUCUUGCACACAACUGAGAACUUCAAAUUGAGAUAUUCCAUUUGUAUAAACUGUAUUUUUUCCUUUUAAUGGACUUAUAUAGCAAUGAGAUUGUCAUUGCGAGGUCAAGCGCAUGCUGAAUGGAAAAUUUUGGUCAGUGGUGAUAGAAGAAAUGUAAAGGAUGAUCAAUAUUUUGUUGAUGAGCGCAUAGUUGUAUGGGGUCAUGAUUCAUCUGAAGGACCUAUUCCAAUUUUGCCAAGAGGAAAGCAUCAAUUUCCAUUCACAUUUAAUUUACCAGAAAGUGCGUUACCUUGUAGUUUUGAAUCCCGCACUGGGUACAUUCGUUAUUAUGUAAAAGCAACUGUUGAUAGGCCUUAUGCAAGCCCCCCUCAAGGAUUAAAAUAUUUCACACUCAUUGGACCUCAUAUAGACUGCAUGGAUGAACAAUAUUUGAAACCAAUGAUAGGAAGUGAAGUAAGAACAUCAUGUUGCUUUUGUUGUCGAAGGAAUCCAGUUGAAUUGAGUGCACAGUUAGAAAGAAGUGCAUAUGUUUGUGGUGAAAGCAUUAAAUUACGAGCUGCUAUUGAUAAUAAAGGGAUUGAAAAAGCAUGGUUACAAGUUAAAUUAACUCAGUAUGUUGAAUUUUUCAUCGAUCGAGGAGUUCUUGGCACUAGUAAAGAGCAGCAAAAAGUUGUCAUGGAAUACAAAGGAGAACCAGUUCCACCCGGCACUGCAAUCAAAUGGGAUUCAUCAAAAAAGAUGAUUCUGCCUGUUUGCCCACCAACUUUAGUUGGUGUUUGUCGUUUAAUACAAAUUUACUAUGUUCUAAAGGUGAGCGUUCAAUUAGAAAAAUCAGGUGAAGAUAUGCAGAUGCAUUUUCCAAUAACAGUAGCAACGGUGCCCUUCAGGAUACCAAAUUUAACUCAGCAGCCACAAAUUAAAUACGAAACUGCAAUGGAAAAUGUAGAAGGGGGAUGCUAUAUUGGACCAGAGUUUUUAUUGGGACAAGUUUAUGACGGCAGUGAUCACCUAACAACUCAAGCACCAUUGAUUCUAUACAGACCAGUUUAUGUUUGCAUAGCCAACGAGAAGAAAACGCAAAAUCGCUAAGCGUAAGGCAAACGUUUUCAAGCAGCUUGUAUAGUAUGCUGUUAAAUGUAUUUUGAAAAAAAAAUGGUAUUCAAUCAAUAUAGGAGUAUGACUGAAAUCAUUAUUUUGACAAAAUUAAUACAACGUAAUACAGAUUAUCAAUGUAUAAAAUUGUUGGAUACAUGCAUUCCUAACUUUCUCACAAAGCCAAAGAUAUUUAUUUCGUUAGAUUAUAUAUAUUUUUUAAAUUUGUACGUAUAUAUUAUUAAAUUGACAAAAUUUCAUUAACGAAAUAUUUAAUAAAUAAUGUGACUUGUGGAAAAAUCAUGAUCUGUUGAUGACAGUUUAGUCAUUACAGAAAUCAGAAAUGAAUGAUGAAUGUGUGAGUGCAUAUUAGUUAUUAUAACUGGGCUACUAUAUAGUCAUAAAAGAAUUUUAGAUGGACCAAUUUAUUGUAUGUUUAAAUUAGAAUAUUAAUUAACGCUACACAGUUACUUAUAGCGACGCUUUCAAAGAUGUAUCAUGAACGUUAUGACGUUUAUCGAAUUAUUAUAUACGCUAAAAAAUGCAUCAAUGUUUAACUAUAACUAUAAGAAAGAUAGUUACUUUAAAUUAUUUUAUUUGAAUAUAUGAUAAUCUAUAAAAUAAUAAAUAUACGUAUGCUUUAAUCGAAUUCUUAGGGCUUCAUAAAAUAACAAUGCACAGGCCUAAAGAUUAACUCUGGUGUGCUCGGCUCGAGUGCGCAAGUACAGAAAAAUGGCUUCUUCCAUGCAAUGAAAUAUCGUAAGAACCACAUAGGUGAUAAACAAAAUCACAAAAAGUAUAAUAUAAGUUUUAUUGUAUAUUCAUAUUUUGAUAACGGUACGUGCAUAUUAUCGUCGAUGUUUAAUCACCCACAGCGCUACUGUAUAACCAUUUAAAACCAAAAGCCAAACGUUUCAAACUGUGUUAUUUUACUUUUACGACUGAUGAUCCGGUAGUAUAAGAGCUUGAAGUAUUUAAAGAAAAUUCCGUGUUAUUAACUGCAAAUUUUAUAAUGAUGUAUUUUAUUGUGUACGCGAGUGCAAGCGCGCGUAUCCUAAGUCUUUGACACAUUUAUUAGAUGAUAAACUUACAUUUGCCUGAUCAUAUAUUGCCGUUAGCCCAACAGAUACUUGCAGUUUGCAGUGGUUAUUAAGACAAUACAAAUAAAAUUAUCACACCUGUACCAUAUGCCAGCAAUAUAGCUGCUCCGCCAUAGUCAUCUAAUAAUAAGAAUAAUUGAUAACACUGAUCUGCAAUAAGCAAUUUUUUAUUUUUGCUAAACAUACGUGAUCAUUUAAACCAACAUGUUUAUUUAAUAUACAGUUUGAAAGAUAAAAAAUACUUAUGUUUCGAAUAAUUCGUGAUUUCUAUAUGUGCUAUUCAAACCAAUCUCAGCAUCUCUCCACGCAGAGACGGUUUACAUACCCCAGACAAGCCUCAGGAAAUGCAUGUGUAAAUUGCUAAAAAAAAUUUCAAUCCUCGUCAUGUUUGUAUUUUUUUACAAAAACUAGACGUUCUUCAAAGACCGUUUAUACAAUGUAAGAGAUUGUAUAGAAAGAAAAAAACCAAUAGUCUGAUAUUAAAUACUUGUUCAAAUGGUCUUCCCACAAAUUAAGGAACUUAGUGCCGAUAGCAAAAAGACGUGUAGAUGCCUACUUUGCAAAUUAGACUUUUGUUCACGAUUAAGCAUCAGUUUAUUUACCAAUAAGAAUGAAAGUACAUUCUAACAUCUGAAAAGUACAUAAAUUGUGUAGAAGUGCCUCUAGACGACGUGAAUAUCUAAUCAAAGAAAGUUUUUUGUAUAUAAAUUGGAAGUGCUUAAAAAGAGAGGCAACAGUAAAUCGGUUUAAUUUGAAAGAUGCUUUUAAAAAUACGCGUUAUAUCGUAUAUUAUGAAAUUCUAAUACAUUAUACACGCGUAAAUAUCCAGCAAUAAUGUUGAUUUUGAUAUAGACACUUUUGCCGAUGGAAAUUUCAAUGUUUAAUCGUAAAGAAUAAUACACACACACAUAUAUAUAUAAAUUUAAAGUCCCUAGUCAAUUGCUCGUACUCUUGACGGAGAGCAGUAGCGCCCUUCGAUUAGAGUAACUGUCGAGUAAUUUAACGAUUUUACGACUAAAAAAAAACAUGGUACAGGUGUAAACUGAAAAAACCCAAGCACAAAAUGCAUCUUAGUAACAAAAAAAAACUAAAGAAAUUUUAGGAAAUAAGAAAGUUACUGCACGGUCGUGCAGAUUUUAGACUUGUAUAGACUGUAGAAGUGCUUAUAAUAUUAUAUGAAAUCGUUGAGCCUUGAGAGAAGUUGCCGUACUUUUUAUUACUUUUUUGUUCUUAAUCAGCCAAACGAUGUUUGAUCAAUGUUUCAAUGUAAGAAUAUUUUCUAAAUUUAGUUUAGAAAAAAAUCGUGAAUUGACUCUUUAAAGUGGAACACCUUUCGAAUGGAUUAUUGAUUAAGGUAUUGAAAUUAAAGUGUUGUCUAGAAAUGACGUUUGUACUGAUGUUUUGUAUUUAUUUUAAGAAUUUUGAAAAACGUUAUCACAAUGUGUUACGUAAAGCAUUUAAAAAUGCGGCCAGAACAGGUACGCACAUCAAUCACAUAUUCACAUACACAAGAUAAAUUUCGAGACAAAAUUUACGCCAAAAAUUGUGGGCGAAUAAUUUAAAAAUUCGAAACGAGAAUUCUUUUGUAAUGAGUCCGUAUUUAGUUCACAAAAAUAUAACUGUUUAAAAGUGCUAAACAAAUUUUCCACGUAGCAGGGUCGAAAUAAUAUAACAAUAAAUGUUAUAUAAUAUAUUUCACGAAAGACGUUAGAACUUAAGUAUAUUGUAUGAUAAAAAAAUAUAUUUACUAUAAGUUAGUUAUUUGAUAUUUGAAGUAAUCAUUCAAGUUGGAAAUGUAUACUUAUUACAAAAGUAUGUGUGCAUUAUAACAGCAUACAUACAGAUAGCUGAAAGAAAAUUAAGACAAUGUAAUUUUGUCUGUUAAUCCAGGAAAAUCGUUACAAUGUUGUUAUGCCGUUGCUACCUGUAUGCCUUUCGUUACCUUUGUAUUAUUGAAAGAUACGUGUAUAAUAAAUGUUUAUACAUGAAGUUUUGUUAUUAGCAUAUUGCUUUGUCCUAAUUUGCAUUAGAAAAAUAAUUUCGGUAAAGGUGAAACAAUGGAAUAGUCAUCUCAUAUAAGUAGAAAACAAUGUUAUUUUUAAUAUAUGUAUAUAUAUACAUGAACCUUUAGAGUAUUAACUCCCAUCUUAUUUUCUAGGCGCUGAUAAACAUUGAACUAAUAAUGAUGAAUUAAGGAAUUAAAUUUCAAUCAUCUGCUUAUUACAAAAGUAGUAGUUGGAUUUUGUAUAAUUCAGUUGUUUCGACUACCUGACGUUAUAGAAUUACCAUUUUUAACUAUGAGAUUAUUUGAUAAAACUAUAAUUAAUAAUAGACAGUACUGGAUCCAUAAAAAAUAUACAAAAA